This is a messenger RNA of Chiloscyllium plagiosum (whitespotted bambooshark), 858 nucleotides long. NCBI's taxonomy places the organism in Eukaryota, Metazoa, Chordata, Chondrichthyes, Orectolobiformes, Hemiscylliidae. The record is from RefSeq and is a predicted model, not a curated record.
AUGCCUGUUGCAUUGAUAUUAGAGUUUGGAGGUGCGGGCUAUAUAAUUCUCUUCAUGUUCCAUGUUUGCUUAGCCACAAGCAUAUUGGUGAUCAAUGUGUCUGUCCUGCUUGCUCUGCUGAUCAGAAGGUUUUUCCUGAAGGAGAACAGGUUCUUGUUCAUGUUGAGUACGUGUGUAAGUGAUUUGGGGACAGGCGUUUCCUGGUACUAUUCUGGCCUUUUCGAUGCCUUGGAUGCAUUCCCUCCGAGGAAUGGGACCUAUUACAUUGCUCCAACUUUCAUGGGGCUUUCCUACCUGGUCACCUUGGCAGCGCAAGCUGACCGAUACCACGCUGUCAUCUCGCCCUUUCGAUAUGCCAUGAGAAUGACCCGUGUCAAAACUGGGAUUGUCAUUGUCUGUCUGUGGAUCUACGCCUAUGCAGUCGUUGGCACACAGAACUUAGUCACCUCUACAAUUGGCAUGAAAAUCAGUGGCAUUGGCUCAUUGAUCUGCAACCUAAUAACAUACAUCAUCAUGAUAGUGUUGAACAUUAAGCUGUAUCUGAUUGCCAAAUACCAGCUGGAAAGAGAGCCACCCUCGGCAGAGAGAGAGAACAAGAGAAGCUCACUCUACCUCAUUAUCAUCGUGGCAAGUUGCUUUCUCACCUGCUGGAUGCCUAUCUUUCUAAACGUCAUCACUUGCUCAUUCUCACAACGCUUCUGCUUGAGAUUUAGAACUGAUGGCUUAGACCCUCUGAAAAUUCUGCCUCGAUUAAAUGCAGUGGUCACACCUGCUUUGUACAUCAGGGGAUGUGCCCCUUUGAAAGCGAUCGUGAUGACCAGAGUGUGGAAGUGCUGUCACAGAAUCAGUAGUCGGUGA